Molecule: messenger RNA, 252 nt
Organism: Cylicocyclus nassatus
Lineage: Eukaryota; Metazoa; Nematoda; Chromadorea; Rhabditida; Strongylidae
Source: the annotation of a GenBank genome assembly
AUGGCCAGCACAGUAAGAUGCCUCAAAGGACUCGUCGCGAAAAGAAAUGAUGCAGCGAUGAAUUGGCUGCAGGACUCCAUGCAAGCGCUCACGGGUAUACAAGCCAAGGAAAGCGCAAGUAGGAUAAAAACCUGCGAGAGAGACCACAGAAGAGGAGGAGGACCACUUGCACAAGUACAUAGAAAAGACCCAGGCAACAAUAAUGAAACUGCACGAGCGCAGGACACGGCUAGAAGAAACCCAGGAAGAUAA